Molecule: messenger RNA, 1306 nt
Organism: Thecamonas trahens ATCC 50062
Lineage: Eukaryota; Apusomonadida; Apusomonadidae
Exons: 2
Coding region: 137-1246 (369 amino acids)
Biological process (GO): cellular response to amino acid starvation; positive regulation of TORC1 signaling
Cellular component (GO): nuclear pore outer ring; Seh1-associated complex
Molecular function (GO): structural molecule activity; protein binding
Source: RefSeq, a predicted model, not a curated record
CUCGGCACGAAUCGCCACAACCACUGAUUACACAUCGUUAUCUCUCUCUCCCUUUCUCUCUCUUUCUCUUUCUCUCUCUCUCUCUUGCACGGAUUGAUUGAGUGAGUGAGUGAGACACAAACAAGGCUACCACAUCAUGCGGUUCUUUACGCAGAUACCGACGGGCCACUCUGAUGUCAUCCAUGAUACCGCCUUUGACUUCCAUGGCAAGCGACUGGCUACCUGCUCCUCCGACCAGGUCGUCGAGGUGUGGGACCAGUCAGAGGGCGGGGAGUGGUCACUGACUGGAAGGUGGAAGGCGCACGCAGCUUCGAUCUGGAAAGUGGCAUGGGCGCAUCCGGAGUUUGGCCAGGUCCUCGCUACCUGCUCCUUUGAUCACCAUGUCAUCAUCUGGGGCGAGCCUGAACGCCGGCUGGCUCCGUCGUCGCCGCGCGAUCCGGCGUCAGCGUCGCGCUCGUCGGAUCGCGGCUCGGCUGGCGAGGCUGGUGCGAGCAGUGAGGCGGGCAACGAGGGCGGUGCGGGCAAGAGCCGGUCGGCCGGUGGAGUCGGCGACGACGACGGGCCGGGCGGGUGGAACAAGUACGCGUCGCUUGUCGACGCUCGCGAGUCGGUCAACGACAUCGAGUUUGCGCCACGCCACCACGGCCUGCGGCUGGCGGCUACGUCGGCAAAGGGCAUCGUCCGCAUCUACGAGGCGUCGGAUGUGACAAACCUUAACUCGUGGUCGGUCGCAGAGACCAUCGACGACGCUGGCGACGGCGCAGGCAACGCCCUUGCGUGGAACCCGUCGCGCUUUGCCUCGCCGUCGAUGGUGACCGGUGGCAAUGGGUCGGCUCCGCUCAUCUACCAGUUCUCGGACUCUUCCAACCGGUGGGUCUGUGUCGAGCGCCUUGAGGGCCACGAGGACGCCAUCCACGACGUCGCCUGGGCGCCCAACAUGGGCCGCCGCUUCGAGCUCAUUGCAUCGGGCUCCAAGGACGGCUCCGUCCGCCUCUGGCGUCUCGAGCAGGGCUCCUUUGCCUCUUCGCCCAUCGCCACCUUUGACCAGCACCACUCGCAGGUCUGGCGCGUCAAGUGGAACAUCACUGGCACCGUUCUCGCCUCGUCCGGCGACGACGGCCUCGUCCGCCUCUGGAAGCGGGACUUUAUGGACGAGUGGCGCCUUCUCUCGGAAAUCUCCGGCGACAAGGGCGAGGCCAUUCCGCAGAGCAGCGCCGUCGCCGCCGCCACCUCGUCUGCCCAAUGAUCAUCUACCGCCGUCGUCACGAGUUGCGCCGCCUCACAGUGAACACGAGCCACCCUUGUC